This is a messenger RNA of Herpailurus yagouaroundi (jaguarundi), 1757 nucleotides long. RefSeq names its product DNA polymerase delta 2, accessory subunit (gene POLD2). The transcript is spliced from 11 exons. The record is from RefSeq and is a predicted model, not a curated record. The coding region runs from base 247 to 1656 and encodes 469 amino acids. Gene Ontology annotation, cellular component: delta DNA polymerase complex. Gene Ontology annotation, molecular function: DNA binding. Gene Ontology annotation, biological process: DNA replication; DNA strand elongation involved in DNA replication. NCBI's taxonomy places the organism in Eukaryota, Metazoa, Chordata, Mammalia, Carnivora, Felidae.
GCGGCGGGGCCGGGGUUCCGAGUCCGCGCGUGGCGGAGGCUGGGCGGCUUCUCUCAGGGUCCCUGCUGCAUUCGACAAGCUGAAGUUAGAGCGCGGGCCAGGACUUCUUCCAGGGCUGCGGCCCCGCUCAGCUCGUUUGGGCCGGAAGUCAGUCCGAUUCCGCCCCGGCCCAGAGCCGUGCGGUACAAGCAGGUGACUGCCUCCUCCUCGGCGUGAGCACCAGGUCUGGACGCAUCCAGCGCAGCCAUGUUCUCUGAGCAGGCUGCCCAGAGGGCCCAUACUCUGCUCUCCCCGCCGUCAGCCAGCAAUGCCACCUUCGCCCGCGUGCCUGUGUCCACGUACACCAACUCCUCGCAGCCCUUCCGGCUGGGGGAGCGCAGCUUCAGCCGGCAGUAUGCCCACAUUUAUGCCACCCGCCUCAUCCAAAUGAGGCCCUUUCUGGUGAGCCGGGCCAAACAGCACUGGGGUGCUGGAGUCCAAAUAAAGAAGCUGUGUGAGCUACAGCCCGGGGAGAAGUGCUGUGUGGUGGGGACCCUGUUCAAGGCCAUGCCGCUCCAGCCAUCCAUCCUGCGGGAGAUCAGCGAAGAGCACAACCUACUCCCCCAGCCCCCACGGAGCAAAUACAUCCAUCCGGACGACGAGCUGGUCUUGGAAGAUGAACUGCAGCGCAUCAAACUGGAAGGCACCAUUGAUGUGUGCAAGCUGGUCACAGGGACGGUCCUGGCCGUGCUCGGCUCUGUGAGAGACACUGGGAAGUUUCUGGUGGAGGACCACUGCUUUGCAGAGCUUGCUCCUCAGGAGCCCGCACCCUGCCUUGACACAGACAGGUUUGUGCUGCUGGUGUCUGGCCUGGGCCUGGGUGGAGGUGGGGGCGAGAGCCUGCUGGGCACCCAGCUGCUGGUGGAUGUGGUGACCGGGCAGCUGGGGGACGAGGGGGAGCAGUGCAGUGCCGCGCACGUGUCCCGGGUCAUCCUGGCCGGGAACCUCCUGAGCCACAACACCCAGAGCAGAGACUCCAUCAACAAGGCCAAGUACUUAACCAAGAAAACCCAGGCAGCCAGCGUGGAGGCUGUCAAGAUGCUGGAUGAGAUCCUCCUGCAGCUGAGUGCCUCGGUACCCGUGGAUGUGAUGCCGGGAGAAUUUGACCCAACCAACUACACACUCCCCCAGCAGCCCCUGCACCCCUGCAUGUUCCCGCUGGCCACUGCCUACUCAACCCUCCAGCUGGUCACCAACCCCUACCAGGCCACCAUUGAUGGAGUCAGAUUCCUAGGGACAUCAGGACAGAAUGUGAGCGACAUUUUCCGGUACAGCAGCAUGGAGGACCACCUGGAGAUACUGGAGUGGACGCUGCGCAUCCGUCACAUCAGCCCCACAGCCCCCGACACGCUAGGUUGCUACCCCUUCUACAAGACAGACCCGUUCAUCUUUCCCGAGUGUCCUCAUGUCUACUUUUGUGGGAACACCCCCAGCUUUGGCUCUAAAAUCUUCCGAGGCCCAGAGGACCAGAGGGUGCUGCUGGUGGCUGUCCCUGACUUUAGCAGCACGCAGACCGCCUGUCUCGUGAAUCUGCGCAGCCUGGCCUGCCAGCCCAUCAGCUUCUCAGGCUUCGGAGCUGAGGAGGAGGACCUGGGGGGCCUGGUUCUGGACCCCUGACUCACAGAGAUCCCGGCCACCCUUUCCCCACAGUGUUGGCACCACAGCAGGGGGUGCUUUGUAAUAAAAGCCUGACCUUGUGCUGGCGUUGAGCUCCUGCA